Messenger RNA from Larimichthys crocea (large yellow croaker), 1612 nucleotides. RefSeq names its product DNA replication and sister chromatid cohesion 1 (gene dscc1). Gene Ontology annotation, cellular component: chromosome, centromeric region; Ctf18 RFC-like complex; chromatin. The coding region runs from base 199 to 1368 and encodes 389 amino acids. The record is from RefSeq and is a predicted model, not a curated record. NCBI's taxonomy places the organism in Eukaryota, Metazoa, Chordata, Actinopteri, Sciaenidae. Gene Ontology annotation, biological process: mitotic sister chromatid cohesion; maintenance of mitotic sister chromatid cohesion. The transcript has 9 exons.
UUUCUACUCGGUCCUAUUUUGACGUUAGCGCACUUCCUUCCCACGACAGAAAGAGAGCGGGGAAAUUUGACGCACUCAGCUGUGCUGUCCUCUGAACAUCAGUCUGGACUUGUCUUCACACAUUAGAAAGCUGAUUUAAAAAAGGUUUAUCAAUCAAAACAGUAUCGAUCCGAGCCGUGCCGUGCCGUCUGACCCACCAUGAGGACUUUAGAGGAGGUCCAGGCCACUCUGGAGAUCGCCAAACUGAAAGAGGAGGACCUGCAGAAAACUGUCCACUGUCUGUCUUUCGGGGAAAAUGUUUCAUCUGCAGAUUACUGCCUGAUGGAGCUGGACGACACACUGUGCAGACACAUAGAGGCUGGGCAAAGUCUAGUGAUUCGAGGCGACAAGGAUGAGCGUGCAGUUCUCUGUAGUGGUGACAAGACCUACGAUCUAAAAAUAGCAGACACGUCCAACCUGCUGCUGUUUGUGCUGGGCUGCAGAACACCAGACCAACUCACUAACAGCCAGGAGAGCUCUCAUGUGGCACAUGCUCAGAUCUGGGGAUUUUCUAACAGCUACUGGGAACUGAAGAAACAGCGUCCUCGGCUAAAGAAACUGAAGAAGCUUUUGAUGGAGAAUCCUUAUGAAGGACCUGCUCUCGGAGGAGAGGAGGUUACAGAAAACAGGUACACAAUGCAGGAUCUGUUGGAGAGGAUCCAGGCCAGUGAAGAGGAGAUAAAGACCCACCUGGAGACAAUCCACGCCUGUCAGAUCGAUGGCUACUGGCGCGUGCUAGACUUUGACUACGAGAUGAAGCUGCUUGGUCACGUAACUCAGCUGGUGGAUUCGGAGUCGUGGUCCUUCAACAAGGUCUGCCUUGAAACUAGUCUGGAAGAGUUAGCGCCACUGGAACCCAAAGAGAUGAUCGAGCACUGUUUGAACUCCUAUGGCAAACGCUAUACUGAAAAUGACAAAAUAUUCUAUGCACUACAUGAGGAUAAAGUGUGUCGGGGCACGGCACUACUGCUGCUGCACAACGCUGUCAAGUUCAACCUGAGGGAGUUUCAGGAAGUGUGGCAGCAGAGCGUCCCAGAGGGAAUGAGCACAAGACUGGACCAGCUAAAGAGUGUUGCCCUGGUGGACCGCACAUCCCGUCCGGAGACCAUCUGCCUGCUGCGGGUGGAGGAUCUCCCCGAGGACACGCAGGAGCGCUUCAACCACCUCUUCUCACUCAGAGAGAAAUGGACUGAAGAUGACAUCACGCCAUAUAUACAAGACCUGUGUGGAGAGAAACAGACGACCGGAGCCCUCCUGACCAAAUAUGCUCGAUCUUCAAUGCAGAAUGGCAUCAAGGUCUUCAACUCCAGAAGACUAGUGGCUACAUGAACAUGUCACACUGUCAAGUUAUGAAAAUACAUGUGAAAAUUAAUGUGGUUAUGUCUUAUGACGUUUGCAAUUGUCAGAUUUAUUUUAUUUUACUCAAAAUUGUCUAUAAAAAUGCCUUUUUUAGCAUCGAAGGUAUUUAUCAGUCUACUAUCUCUCAGCAGUUUAACUAGUUAUCUUGUAAAGUGUGUUGACAUGUAUCGACAAGUUUUUGUCACUAAAACCAAGUGUGAUCUUUGUUACUUUG